AGAGCGAGGGAGAGAGAGGGGGAGAGAGAGAGAGAGAGAGAGAGAGAGAGAGAGAGAAACGACCCGAGAAGUGAGAUCAGCUCGGUCGGCGCAGCCUCAUCCACAACCGAGCAGAAUCAAGGAGAGGAGAGCGGAAGGACAUUCCACCUUCUCAUCCGUACGCACGGAGAUUUUGCGCCUCCUCCGUCCUCCAUCCGUCUGUCCAGCUUCUUCCCUCCCGCCUCUCUCUCUUCCCUCCUCUUGCCUUGGGUAUGAUGAGCUCCAGCCUUCUUGAAAACCCGGUGCAGGCGAUUCUGUACCUGCGGGAGCUCACCACCAUCGUCCAGAACCAGCAGAGUCUCAUCCAGACUCAGCGCGCCCGGAUAGAGGAGCUGGACCGGCGGGUGGACGAGCUGAUCGGCGAGAACAGGCACCUGCGGGACGUCAGGGUACAGCAGCAGCAUCCCUACCAUCACCACUACCAUCAUCAUCACCCCGACCCCAGCUGCCUUCAUCAUCACCACCACCCUCAGGACCCCCAGUUCAAGACCAGUGGAGGGUCUCUGCCAGAACAUGCAGCUGCACCAGCACAGGUCGAGGCGGCUCCGGCUGUCCAGCCCUCGCCUCAACAACCUAUGGACCCAGGGGACAUGCAGCUGGUCCCGGCGGACCCGUCCACUAUUUCCCCGGUUGAAAGUGAGUCAGAAAACGGUGGAAGUUGCCAAAGCUGCCGCUCUCUGGUUCCGAUGACCCCGACAACCCUCUGUCGAUCCCUGGCCCUGGCUAGGAAAUCCGAGAGUGAGACCGUGCUGCAUCAGUUUUGCUGCCCCGCCCCUGAACAUCCAGAAACUGACACCACUGGCUCAUCAGGUGGACAGAUGCUGAGUCUGGAGGAUGGAACUUCUUCUGGUAGCGGACAGGAAGCAGAGGGGACCAAGAGAGAGGGACCAAGCGAAUACGAAAUCACCCUGGAGAAUAAAAACAAACAGAUAGAAGAGUUGGAGCAGAAAUAUGGAGGUCAUCUCAUAGCAAGGCGAGCAGCCCGUCGUAUCCAGACAGCCUUCCGUCAGUAUCAGCUCAGCAAAAACUUUCAGAAGAUCCGCAACUCGCUGUCGGAGAGUAAGCUGCCUCGCCGGAUCUCUCUGCGCCAACCCAGCCCUUCAGGCCGGAAUAGGAAUACAGCCCAGAGACACAGUUACAGUCUGCAUCCAGGAGGAGGACAAAUACCCUUACGGUCUAAAACUCCUCCUCCACCUCCGUGCCGCUCCACCUCUCUACCGCCAUCUCCUGCAUCGGCCCCAGCAGCCGCCCCUUCUCCUGCCCCAGGCCCAGCCCCACCUCCAACCUCUGGACCCUCACUAACACAGCUGGAGGACUGCUUCUCCGAACAACUUCACUCCUUGGCACAGUCGAUUGAUGAGGCCCUUCGUGGUUGGAGCUUGUCAGAGAGUGGAGAAGGGAAGGGGCUGCUGAUGGACCCCGGGGCCCUUCGUGCAGCUGCUGAGAGCGCCUGUUUGCCCCGCAGUGCCAGUUCGCUGCUCAUGGCCUUCAGGGAUGUUACUGUUCACAUCGACAGCAAUAGCUCCUACACCAUCUCCUCUGCCACCACGACAACCACCACCUCUCUGGGCAACGCAGGAGGAGAAGCAGGCAGCAGGAAGACCUCGGUGAGCGGGAUGGCCGGGGGAGGAGACGGGCAGUCAGCGGAGGAGCUUGAGUUUCCUGCACCUCCACCCAGUGAGGAGCUGGAAAUGGUUGAUCCAGGAUCCAGGAGGGGUUCGGCGGUGCCAGCUGCAGGGGGAAUGGAGGGGGAGAGCGGCUCAGACAGACUGGGGUCCACCUCUACUUCUACCUCUACCUCCACUUCAAUCUCCACCUCGGCCCAGUCUAAUCAGCAGCCUGCUCAGAUUUACACCCAGUACCAGCAGUACCAUUACACUCAUCCUCAGCAGAUCCCCGGGGGUCCGAGCCCCGAGGCCCUGCAGGCCCUGGUUGUCUCCCUGCCUAGGGACCGCUGCCAGGAUCCGGUCUCUUGCCGCUCGCCGACCCUGUCCACUGAUACGCACCGCAAACGCCUCUACCGCAUCGGACUCAACCUCUUCAAUGUGAACCCAGAGCGAGGCAUCCACUUCCUGAUCACGCGUGGAUUUGUCCCGGACACGGCCAUUGGAGUGGCUCACUUCUUGCUGCAGAGGAAGGGCCUGAGCCGACAGAUGAUUGGAGAAUUCUUGGGAAAUAGCAAGCUGCAGUUCAACAGAGAUGUUCUUGACUGUGUCGUGGAUGAGAUGGAUUUCUCUGGCAUGGAGCUUGACGAAGCCCUGAGAAAGUUCCAGGCUCAUGUCCGCGUUCAGGGAGAAGCACAAAAAGUGGAGAGACUCAUCGAAGCCUUUAGUCAGAGGUACUGUAUGUGCAAUCCUGAUGUGGUGCAGCAGUUUCACAACCCAGACACCAUCUUCAUCCUGGCCUUCGCUGUGGUCCUCCUCAACACUGACAUGUACUCGCCCAACAUCAAACCCCAGCGCAAAAUGGGCCUCGAUGACUUCAUACGCAAUCUGAGAGGUGUGGAUGAUGGAGCGGACAUCCCCAGGGAGAUGGUUGCUGGCAUUUAUGAGAGGAUCCAGCAGAGAGAGCUGCGCUCAAAUGAAGACCAUGUCACAUACGUGGGCCGUGUGGAGCAGUCUAUCCUGGGCCUGAAAACUAUCCUCGCUGUGCCCCACAGACGUCUGGUGUGCUGCUGUCGUCUGUUUGAGGUGCCUGAUGCCAACAAACCUCACAAACAGAAACUGUCCCAGCUCCAGAGAGAGGUCUUCCUCUUCAAUGACCUGCUGCUGAUCCUCAAGCUGUGUCCCAAGAAGAAAAGCUCAGCCUCAUACACCUUCUGCAAAGCUAUGGGGCUCCUGGGAAUGCAGUUUCACCUCUUCAGCAAUGAAUACUAUGCUCAUGGUAUCACCAUGCUGAGCCCGUUUACCUCAGAGAAGAAGCAGCUGGUGAGUUUCUGUUCGCCGAGCGGAGAAGAGCUCAGGAAGUUCGCCGAAGAGCUCAGAGAGGCCAUCGCAGAGGUCAACGAGAUGGAGCAGAUACACAUCCAGUGGGAGUUGGAGAGGCAGCAAGGCAUCCAGCCACACGGCUUACACACCAACGGCGGUCAAGUGGACACACACACCGGACACGGCUCCCCCUCAGGCCAGCAGGAUGCCUACGAUAAAACCGGCAACAACAACACAGUGGAGGUGUCAAUUCACAACAGGCUGCAGACCUAUCAGCUGAGCCAGCCCAGCAUUGAGUCCACGCCUCUGGCCCUGGCUGCACCUCCCGCCCUGCUCAGCCCCGUCCCGGCCGGAGAGCUCCGUCCAGAAACACUCAUCCAGUGUCAGCAGAUCGUCAAGGUGAUCGUCGUGGACCAGAGCGGGCGAGGGCGGAUGGAGGCCUUCCUCAGCCAAGGCCCGGCCACCCAUCAGCUUAUCCAGUCAGCCCUGUCGACGCCGGUCCGCAUCCGAGAGGGGGACGGCCCCCAGCCCCCACUCCCGCCUCCCCCUCCACCUUACAACCACCCUCACCAAUUCUGCCCCCCUGACUCCCCCAUGCCCCUUCACCACACCAUGCCUCUCACCCGCAGGCGCAACUCCAGCGGCUCCCGCAGCAUCGUUUGAGUCAUCAGCUAUUUCGUGAACCCUGUGGGGUCAGACGCAGCCCUCACACGCAACAACACAUACAUGCUGGAGCACAUUCGACUUGCUUUGAAUCGUAAGAUAAAGGCAGUGCAAAAAAACAAACAAGAAUAUACUGUAUGAGUCGAAGGAAAAGGACACCAGGAAUCAAUUUGGGUCUUGACAGAGCUGUGUUGUUUUUGGAGUAGCUUUGAUGGGAUUUCUGAACUUUUCUUCUUUCCUUUGUCUCCAACAUGUCACCUGGUAGCUGAUGUCUGUCUAGAUUUCACACUCUUCAAGGGUUAUCUCAACUUUGCAUUCCUAAAUGUCACCUGUCCAGCAAAUGUGUCUGUGAGCUUUGACUGUGAAAUCAAGAGUGUCAGAAAAGCAGCCCCGGCGUCCCUGAAAGGACACGAGAUCACUUUCAAUGGGAAGGACAAAAUUACAUUUUUUUGAUUUCUUUCAGGAUAUUGAUGUUGACGUCUUUCAUUGGUCCAGGUUUCAGCAUUUCAUACCACACUCAGAGGGGAAUCCUUUCAGCACAGCUAAUCUAGCUUCUCUAUACUAUAAUCGUUAUUUUUCUCAUCUCUGCAUAAUGUGAAGAAACAAGAGUACCAGCUUAUUUGUUCCUUCAUUUUCCAGGGAACAGAUAAUUAUGCGUGAAGUAGAACGUGAAGAAAAAGCUAAAUGGCUCUCUACUGUGUCAUGUACAGUACAAGUGUAGCAAAGGGAGGAUGCUGCUACCCGCUAAACUAACCUAAAACGAUAUCCUGACGACAAUCACGUGUCUGUACUUCAUUGUUGUGCUAAACUUGUGCAGGCUGAUAUGCUCACAGUAGUGUGUCAGAGGCCUGAUUCUGGUGAGUUGUUCUCUCACAGAGCUCAGGAAAGAGUCUGCUGCACUGCAAUAUAGAACACUGUAACUGCACCUCUGAGCUGUACUGAGAGCAGAGUGCUUGUGUACUGUGUGUUCAGUCUGCUUACUCACGGGCAUCAGGGAGUCGGGCUGGUAAUUCAUCCAAGACGAGGCUAAAACAGACAGAUGAAGCCUUUCCCCUCCUGUACAUUUACUCCUAAUGGGUUAUCUAGUGUGAAUAUUGAUGUUACCUUUGGUUUUAGGCAACAUUCCUGUCCAGAAAACUCUUUUGUUAUUUUUUAAGCUUUAUUUUAAAAAUGAAGUAAAACUACUCCACAGAGUAGACCAAGGUCACCUCACAAAAGCAUCCCUCCCCUCUCACCUAUUAUAUUUUCCUUAAGCAAUGAAAAUAUUAUAUAAGCAGAGAUGCAUUUCUGUACUGAAUGUUAAAUCAGGGGGAAAAACUGAAGAUGUCUAUGGAAAUAAUUAUUGAUUUCAUCACUGUGUCGUCUGUCCAGUGUCGAUGGUUUCGAGCUUGAGCCAGUUUGUACAGCACAUCACGAGUCAUCCGACCGAGACAUACCGAACACGUCCUGUACCUUUUGCACCACAGAAUAUAUUGGAUAUAUUGUAAAUAGAUAAUAUAGAUUUAUUCUGAAAAAGUGAUUGGUUUGCCCAGUGUGUGUAUCUACGUAUGUAUUUGUACAGAGAAAAACUCUAGUUUAAAAGAAAAAACAGAUAUUAUAGUUAUCAUAGCGAUUAUUAUUAUUAUUAUUAUUCUUCACACGUAAUAUCAGGGGGUGUCCUAAAUGCUACUGCUGUGAGAGAUGGGAAACAGGCAGCUUUUAUAGAAUACACUCCAGUUACCAUGGUAACAAACACUGACAUUAUUACAGAUUCAUCAUUAAAUUACCAUGUCAUGUUAUUACAGGAUUAUUAAGAGAUGGCUGUGUCACCUGUUCAGGUGUGUAAAGGGCUAUGCUGUAUUGGUGAAUACGUACAGUAAAACCACAAGUUACGCACACACAAAUGCACACACAUAUGCAGUCACACACAGAUAUAUCAGCAAGUGCACACAUGCUCACACGCCCACACACUCUAAUGUACACAAACACGCACAUAGCUGCCAAAGCAACAAAUUCAGCUUAAAUUUACCUUAGAACCUGCUUGAUUUCUCAAGUCAGCGGCCCCACUUUGUUUACUGUAAACUCUGACUGACUCGUGUUAUACCGCAUGAUAUUUUUUUGUUUCGUUUUUAUUUUGUUGUUUUUUUUAAUAUUAUUUACAGUACACGGGAGGAGUUUGAUUCUAUGUUUGUAUCAUUAUUGUCAGGGCAUGUUGGGUUGAUUGAUGUCAUUUUCUCCUCUCUCUGCUUCCUCCCUCCUUUUUCUGCCCUUACCCCCUGCUUCUCCGUGGUUGUCAUGGAGAUGCACCAAUCUGCAUCCUCACUGUGGAGCACUGUCAUUAAUCUUUGCACCCUCACAGUAUUUCUAAAAAGGAGAUUUCUUAAAGAUCAACAUGUUUACUAAUGGAAUUUCUAAAUUUUUUCUGUUUGAAGAGAAUGAAAGAAUAAAGUAGUUUUUACUCUC
This is a messenger RNA of Amphiprion ocellaris (clown anemonefish), 6071 nucleotides long. RefSeq names its product IQ motif and Sec7 domain ArfGEF 3b (gene iqsec3b). The coding region runs from base 252 to 3629 and encodes 1125 amino acids. NCBI's taxonomy places the organism in Eukaryota, Metazoa, Chordata, Actinopteri, Pomacentridae. Gene Ontology annotation, molecular function: guanyl-nucleotide exchange factor activity; protein binding. Gene Ontology annotation, biological process: actin cytoskeleton organization; regulation of ARF protein signal transduction. The record is from RefSeq and is a predicted model, not a curated record. The transcript has 15 exons.